GAGAGAGAGAGAGAGGAGGGUGUGCAGUCCUGCAAAGCCAGGUUUCCAGGAAGGAGCUCUCUGGUCUGUGUGUCACCCUGGUGUCUGGACCCGUGGUGUCUGGGAGGCUCUGUACUCCCCAGUGCCCCUGCUAAUGCCCCCUCACCCCACCACCCCAUCAGAGCAGGGUGGCAAACACGUUGCAGGCUUCACUCUAUUGGCUUGAAAUCCAGAACAAAGAGAGAGAAUUCCAAAAACAUGAAAAGAUGUUUUCCUUUUCAUGUUGCCUGUCAUCACUCUUAGUUCAACGUUGUUUGCAAACCGGAAAGCCACAGCUUAUGUUGCCAGGCAGUUUUCACGGUUAGCAUUAUCACCUCAAUCCACUUAGUGUAGUUGGAGCUUUCAAAGCAUCCCAGAGCAGAGUGUUCCGGCAUGUUCUCCUAUCCUCUCUGUCCCCGGCCUUGGACACAACUGACGCACGUUCUCUCCACUAAUUUUCCACAUCAAUCACUCCCAACUGUUCACAAGUCCGUAACCCCCUUCCACCCCCUGCUGUAACUGACAGGCCUGCCCUCCAAUCAGCAACCCUCAUCUGGUGUAGGAUGCUUAAUGGGCAAGGACGGGCGGCAGGCAGGCAGACCAAAACUAUUUUUAUCAGAAUUUCACAGAACUCCCCAGGAUCCAUCUGGUGGACAGGCACUGGGGCACGUUUUCCCAUGCCGCUGAUGUCACUGCAUGUGUGGAUGUGUUAAAAGGUGAUUGCUGGGGCAGGACGAGUGAUCUGGAAGAGGACUGAACGUGUUGGACAUGAGCGAGCGGAGGACUCUCCCUCACACACAGACUCCCUCCUCGGGCAGCAGGACCACUCAGUAGCUUCUGAGAUUGGGUCUGCCCAGGAACCUGGCGUGACCAGGGUUAACCAGGAGUAACAAGCGAUGACCAGGAGUAACCAGGGGUAGCUAGGAGUAACCAGGGGUAACCGGGAGUAACCAAGAGUGACUAAUAAGGAGUGACCAGGAGCCUCCCUGAGCCCCAGCUUCCCGUCGCCCCUCUCCACGCCCCUGCCACUCCCGGUCCCUCGGUGACAUGCCCCUGGGUUCGGCCGGGGUGCACCGGCCCGCCUCCCACCGCUCGAUCUGCACCGAGGUCCUCCUGGCACAGGGGGGCGACACUCCCUUCACCCAGCACUGCCGCAGUUAUGAGAACACAUACAGGACCCUCCAGGCAGACAUCCAGAGGCUGAAGGACCAGGUGCAGGAGCAGCACAGAGACCUGACCAAGCACCACUCCGUCAUCAGCACUGACAACAUGGGGGCCAUCCUGGAGCGCUCGCUAGACAUCGACAGCCACAUCUCCUCCCAGGUCUCCACCGUGGAGAACACCAGGGCCACGUUCCUGCAGGUGUGGGGCGAGAAAGUGCAGGAGUCAAUCAAUGAGCAGGAGAUCUAUGAAGCUCAGCUUGACGCCCUGCAGCAGCUGAAACAGGACAACACUUACCUGACCACCAUCGCUCGCCAGAUCCUUCCUUACAUCCUCUCCAUCGCCAAAGUCCGAGAGCGUCUGGAACCCAGGUUUCAGGAGACUGCAGCGGUUGAUGGUGACCAUACAGAAACCAUGCUGAAGAUCUAUGAAGACAGCAGCCCGGCCACAGACAAACAGGACAGCCCUCACACCGGCAACCGCUCCCUCAUCAUCCAAUCAGAGGAGGACUCUCCAAAGACCAACAACUGCCAUUGGCCCAGAAGGCGAAGGGAUAGCCUAGAAUCAACCAACCACAGCAAGAUGCCUUUAUAAACCCUCCUCCCUCCUAGCUGUUUAAUUUACCCCCCCCCUGUGCCAGCAUGGUUAUUGUUGGGUGGGGGUGGGCAGUGGAUGUGACAGUCUCCCUCUCUGGUACUGGAACUAGGACUGGCCAUUUCUGUCAAACAGAAUAGCCAGAAAUUAAAACGUUCACAGGAAAACAAAGAAACCCACCCUCCUUUCCGGUCCAGCUCUCAGAGAUGGCCUCAUCUAAAGACGGAACUGGAUUAAAGAUUAACGCUUAGAAAAAAAGUGUUGUUACUAGUUUCAGGAACUAUUUAUAUAAGUGAAAUACCUUUCGGUGGCAAGAAGUGGCAAUCUUCCUCACCUACCUUACAAUAGCUACUCCUCCAACCCCACCCCACCCCACCCCUCCUCCCCUCCACCCCACCCCUCCAAGCCUCAGGAAAUACACCCCCUCCUCCUCCCCCCCCCUCUCUCCACCUCUAGAACAUUAGUGAAGUGUCAGCAGUGCACUCUUACGUAUUCUGCCAUGCAGGAAAUCAGCAGGACCUACCUGUCUUCUUUCUCCUCCUUCAACCCCCCCAUCUUCCCCACCCUCACCCCCUUGUUUCAUGCUCAGCCUCUGCAUAUUAAGCAUUUCAGCUCCCGUGAGAAUUAUAUUUUCAAUAAACGGAAUCGCUAUAGCGUGGGUUUUCAUUUUGCUGUAUGUGCCAGCACACCAUCUAAUAAUGCUGGUAAUCUACACCCUGCAGACUUGAACUAUUGAUUUCUACAGUAGCUAGUGGAAGGUUCUUCCUCAGCUCGUCAUGGUCUCUCUGUUUGGCUUGCUCUGUUUCUCUCCUCUGUAAACCAGUUUAGU
This is a messenger RNA of Hypomesus transpacificus, 2602 nucleotides long. RefSeq names its product ring finger protein 207a (gene rnf207a). The record is from RefSeq and is a predicted model, not a curated record. Gene Ontology annotation, biological process: regulation of cardiac muscle contraction; regulation of heart looping. The transcript has 7 exons. The coding region runs from base 1066 to 1773 and encodes 235 amino acids. NCBI's taxonomy places the organism in Eukaryota, Metazoa, Chordata, Actinopteri, Osmeriformes, Osmeridae. Gene Ontology annotation, cellular component: perinuclear region of cytoplasm. Gene Ontology annotation, molecular function: Hsp70 protein binding; transmembrane transporter binding.